Molecule: messenger RNA, 1818 nt
Organism: Seminavis robusta
Lineage: Eukaryota; Bacillariophyta; Bacillariophyceae; Naviculales; Naviculaceae
Source: the annotation of a GenBank genome assembly
AUGUGGACCGGGAACUUUUUGAACGCACUUCUCGUCCUAGCGUUGGCAUUGUCUCCAGUGAUGGGAGAGCCACGAGCGUUUCGACACCUGGCCAGCGAUUUCAGGACAUUAGCCGACAGAGACCUUCUUUCCGGGGAUUGCCUGGAUAUUGAUGGCAAUGCGGUCUGUAUCUACUUUGAUGCGGGGACUUGGUCAUGUUUAGUAGAGUGGAAUGGUGUCGCAUGUGAUGCAUGUGCCAUGUGCGAAAGUGGCGAUGAAUCACCUGUGGGAUACUCGUGUGAACUUGCGGCCCAGGCCGCUGGGGCCACUAUGUGCCCAACUGACAUGGUCAAUGUAGCGUGCACUACAGAGGGGUCUGCUCAGGAUUGUUUUAUCUUACCCUAUGAAGAAGGUCCCGAGGAUUGCAUGGAUGUUGAUGGUAACAAUAUCUGUCUCGACUUUGACGCUGAGACAUGGACCUGUUCAGCCUCAUGGAAUGGUGUUGAAUGUGAUGCAUGUACAGUGUGCGGAAGUGGCGACAAGAUGCAAAUGGCAUACUCGUGUGAAUCUGCAGCCCAGGCCGCCGGGGCCACUUCGUGCCCCAGUGAACGCGUCAAUUUACAGUGCAGCACCACAGAUGAGAUUGCUGCUUUGGGAUGCUUCAUCUUACCCAAUGAAGAAGACCCAGCACCUCCUGAUGAGACUUUCUUGGACCCAUCCAACCCACCGCCACCAGCAGCCGAGGACGGGAGCACAUUUUUGCAAAUACCCGUGGCCUCAGUACCGCCAGAGCCGAGUUUGCAAACAAAACCUCCCGAAGUACAAACAGUGGCUCCCGACGUACCAACAAUACGCCCUGCACAAACAGUCCUUCCCACAACACCUCCCAGCCAAACAGCUGCCCCCAGCGUCUGUGCAGUGACUGUCGCCAACACCAAUGAGACGUGCUCCCAAUUGCUCAAGUUUACCACGGCAGCCUGUGAUUGCUACAAUUAUUGUAAUGGUAAAUUGAUUGGCUGUCUGGCGUUUGGAGAACGAAGCUCCUUCAGCUGUGCAGGGGAAACUGUGGCGGGUUGCACCAGCGAUCAGGAAGAAACUGCCCCAGUAACACCCGACAAAGAGACACCCACCUAUUCGCCCGAAAGCCCCGUCUCAGUCACUCCCUUGAUGCCUAUUUGCCAGACGAAAUACAACAGCAUGCGCACUUGCGGAUCCAAAUGGUCUGCCCCCGAAGUCGACGGCUGUAUUGCCUGCUACAGCAACAUCUUGAGCGGAGUGUCAACUUGUGGUGAUGCAGUGAGCGCUUGUCAAGAUAUUCCAAUGGAGUGUGAAUGUGGAGACUGCAUUGAAGAGAUAUUGGCAUGGAUUGAGUGCGAAAGUCAACUUUCUUGUCCGGGGCUUCGCUGUAGUGGUAAGCCCCAGCCGCAGGCUGCCGCUGAGGAAGACGAUGAUGGAGGCAAGAUGGUGGUUCUGAUUGUGGGAAUUGUGUGCGCGGUCAUUGGCUUUGUUUUCCUCGUUGCUGGAUUCUACCUCGUUCAUCGAUUCCGCUCUGCGAACAAAGAGGAGAGCCCUAAGGCGCAGACCAGUGCUGGCUCUGUGGAACCAAGGCACACGCAAGAUGUCUUGGUAGAUGAGGAAAAGUCCAGAUCCAAGGAGGAGAUAUUGGAGGGCGGCACACCGGUGCAAGUUUACCAAAAAGAGUUGCCAGUCCAGGAAGCGGCACCUCAAGCAAGCGCACCUCAUGCCAGCGCAGCCCCAGCACGUGGCAAUCACAUGCCAAUGGAGAAUGACCUGGAUACCAAUGCACCCAGUGACGAUGACUCUCUUUUUGAAUGUUGA